AUGGAUAAACACAACCUCACAAAUCUGGACGUGGAGUGCCUGAACGCUCUGAAGGUUCUUUUGAAGCCGCGGUACCUCUACCUAAUUGAACCAUGGCUCAUGAACGCAAAACAGGAGCAGAAAAAGGCACUGAUCAUGGCAGCCGACUACGUUGAAGGCAAGACCUGGGCGACGCUCUUGCCUGCAGUCCAGAAGGACCGCUACGGGCUCAGAAGGCCUACUGCAACUCGCUUUCGCAGUUUGGACCAAGCACAGUACGCAGCGGAAUGGCCUAACACGCUGAAGCGCGAGGGAACGAACAACCGAGCCCGCCACACAUCCGAAAUUGCGGAAUGCCAUAGUUUGAACCGCCACCCAGUCAAGCAAGAGGCGUACGCCUUUCUCCUUCACCCUGUAGCAGCGGCAAAGAUUGAAGAUUGGCAAGUGACUGAGGGAACAGAAGAGAACAAAGCGACGCUGGCAGCGGCUCUCAGAAGCCUGAAGUUCCUCCAGGAGAAGCUUCCAGGUUACGACGACAAAUCUAUCCCUUCCGGAGUCCAACCUAACGACCGCCUGUAUCUGGAGUCUUAUUGCAGGCGCAUUCGAGCGGAACCUGCCUGCGGCGAGCUGGGAGUAUUUUCUCAAGGCGAGAAGCGCAAACAACCGCAGCAGGCUGUCGCUCAUACCACGCCGCAUGCGCACUACCUGGAAAGCCAUCUGUACCUGCCUUUUACAACGGGCGACUACACGACCACGAACCAGCGGAUGAUGGAGCCUCCGCCGCCAGGCUUGGGUGUGAUCUACUCUUCGGAAGACGACGGGACAGAAGCAAUCAAGAAGAACCUCAUCAGUCCAAUCAUACUCUCAGAGAAACUCGCCCUACAGUGA
Molecule: messenger RNA, 867 nt
Organism: Besnoitia besnoiti
Lineage: Eukaryota; Apicomplexa; Conoidasida; Eucoccidiorida; Sarcocystidae
Exons: 8
Coding region: 1-867 (288 amino acids)
Source: RefSeq, a predicted model, not a curated record